AUGGGCCUUGUGAGAGGUGUCCCAGCUGAUUGGUCGAUGCAGGAAUUUGUCGAAACCUUGGAAAUUCCCGAAGGUACAGGUAUAGUCCUCAAGGCCAGACGCCUAAACCGCAAGACGAACUCCGAUGGUCAAAUUAAUUGGAUCCCAACACAAACCGUUGUUCUAACUUUUCAAGGUCAAACCCUUCCUGAGAGAAUAUUCUCUUGUCAUAGUUCCCUCCGCGUUGAAACGUACCAACUCCCUACAAUUCAGUGCCUUAACUGUUGUAGGUUUGGUCACGUAAAGUCACAAUGCCGAUCGAAGCCUAGGUGUUUUCGUUGUAGUCUAGCCCAUUCUGGUGAUGAGUGUAAUAUCCCUGACACAGAGUCAUUAUGUUUAUUUUGUACUGCCUCACACUUUGCGACCAACAAAGCUUGCCCUGAACAUAAUCGACAAAGAAAUAUAAAGAGUUGUAUGUCUCAAGAGAGCAUUUCUUAUCUCGAAGCAUCGGCUCGGUUUAGACCUAUCAAUGGCAAAACUUUUGCAGAUUCUGUAAAAACAACCCCCUCCCCUCUUUAUCCCAGCCCAUUACUUUACCUUCCCAAGUUUCCCGUCAGACUACAUCUUACAGGAAAACUGUAUUUCUCCCCUCCUCGCUCUAGACCAACAUCAGGAAAAUCCUUUGAUAAGGCGGCCCAUGAGGCCAUUACUUCCAAUUUACCCUCCUCUUUACCCAAUGGUUGUGCCGUAAGCUCCCCUUCCCUUAUCAACAAUGAAGUCUCCCCAAAUGAAAAUCUUCUUGACUGCUUAUGGGCAGUCAUUUGUAAUAUGCUAUCCAAAUAUGAUGACAUCCCCAUACCGUCCCACGUUGCCCAAAAAUUAAUUUGCUCCACUCAUUCGUCACCAAAAAUGGCGAAUCUGGUUCCUCCUCCUGUUGUCAUGUUGGGUGAUUUCAAUGCCCACCAUGUUUCUUGGGGUUGUCAUUCCUCAGAUUCUUUUGGGUCCCUUCUACUAGAUUUACUCGAUGAUAUAAACAUAAGUGUCUUGAAUAAUGGUUGUCCUACGAGAAGGAGUCUUCCAUCUCAGAAUCCCGCUAACGCAGUGGAUUUAUCACUUUGUUCUCCUGAUCUUUUCCCUUUUCUAUCCUGGCGUGUUUUUAAGAGCACUUUCUACCAACAAGCUUCUGCAGCUGCUCGCAGACUUCUAAAUAAUAAGAAACGUCUUGGUUGGCAUAAGUUCUGUGAGAGCAUGUGCCCUGGUACCCCUUCGUCUGUUGUUUGGAGGCAGAUCAGAAGAUUCCGUUGUUCCCUCAAUUCUUAUGAUGUCCCAUUUAAUGAUCCGUCUAGCUGGAUUACCUCCUUUGCCGACAAAUUGGCUCCUCCAUCAGUCCCUUUUUAUGAUUGUCUUCCUUAUAAGUAUAAUUCUUACAUCCCCUCUUCAAACAGUCUAGAUUGUCAAUUCUCCUUGGAAGAACUUAACAAAGCAUUAAAUGGUCUCUCUGACUCUUCCCCUGGAGAAGAUGGAAUCCCUUACUCAUUCCUCAUAAAUUCUGCAUUAGGCACUAAGAGGUACUUUCUAGAUUUAGUAAACUGUUUUUUCGAUCUUGGAAUUAUUCCUGAAUCGUGGAACAGACAAAUCGUCAUUCCGCUUCUAAAACCUGGCAAAGAUCCAUCAGAUUUCUCUUCAUACAGACCUAUUGCUUUGUCUUCUACCCUUUUAAAAAUCAUGGAACAUUUGAUUAAAAUUCGUUUAGAAUGGUUUUGUGAAAAUAACAAUAUCUUUGCAAAAUCCCAGUUUGGUUUCAGGAAAGGCUUAAGUACGAUGGAUAGCCUAGGUAUAAUAACGACCGACAUUCGCAUUGCUUUUAAAAAGAAACAGUUCCUGGUGGGUGUUUUCUUGGAUAUCGCAUCUGCGUAUGACCACGUGCUGGUUCCGGUGCUCAGGCAAAAAAUGCUUCAGCUGAGUAUUCCUGAGAAGUUGGUACGUUUUGUUUGCAAUGCAGUUUCGAAUCGUUAUAUUAUUAUAAGAUCUCAAAAUACGGAGCUGUCUCCUAGAUCUAUUUGGAGGGGCUUACCUCAAGGUUCUGUUUUGAGUCCUCUUCUGUACAACAUUUACACCUAUGACCUGGAGCUUGUUGUGAAUUCCUUCUGUCAGAUUCUUCAAUACGCGGACGAUGUAGCCUUAUACUUUUCAUCAAAUUCUAUUGAAGAGGCAUCAUCACGCCUAAAUUCAGCUUUGGAUUAUUUGGGUGAUUGGUUAAAUGAUCAUGGUCUCUCUAUUUCUGUGCCCAAAUGUUCGGCGGUCACGUUUACUACAAAAUACAAGGUUCCACGGUGUAACAUUUCAUAUAAAGGGUCCUUGGUAUCGUGUUGUAAGCAAGUAAAAUUUUUAGGCCUUAUUUUAGACUCAAAGUUAAACGGUGUUCCUCAUUUUAACCAUGUGAUUAAAAAAAGUGAGAAGGGUGUUAAUGUUCUCCGUUCAUUAUCUGGUGUGAGGUGGGAGCACACCCCUACUCGCAAAAGCUUUUAUACAAUGCUGUGGUACGAAGUCAUUUUGAUUAUGGCACCUUCCUUUUAG
Messenger RNA from Pieris macdunnoughi, 2556 nucleotides. NCBI's taxonomy places the organism in Eukaryota, Metazoa, Arthropoda, Insecta, Lepidoptera, Pieridae. The record is from the annotation of a GenBank genome assembly.